Messenger RNA from Peniophora sp. CBMAI 1063, 1374 nucleotides. NCBI's taxonomy places the organism in Eukaryota, Fungi, Basidiomycota, Agaricomycetes, Russulales, Peniophoraceae. The record is from the annotation of a GenBank genome assembly.
GAUGCCGGUGUCAAGAAGUCGGAGGUUCAUAAGGUGCGCGCCUAUCUUCUGCGAAUGUCGCGUGACCGUGUCAUUGACGCCUCUACUGAACAGAUCGUUCUCGUCAGUGGGUCCACUCAUAUCCCCAAGGUCCAGCAGCUCCUAAAGGAGUUCUUCAGCGUCAAGCAGUACCAGAAGAAGACCAGCACCGAUAUUAGCAAGAACCUGGGUGUGCUCGGAAAACUCAAGCGUGAGGUAGAGAAGGCCAAGCAUACGCUCUCCGCCCAGCAGUCGACUCGCAUUGAAAUCGAAGCCUUCGAGAACGACAACGACUUCUCCAAGACACUUACCCGCGCUAAGUUCGAGGAGCUCAACAUGGACCUCUUCCGUCGUACCAUGAAGCCCGUCAAGCAGGUUCUCAAAGAUGCCGGCGUCAAGAAGUCGGAGGUUCAAGAGGUGCGCGCCUAUCUUCUGCGGAAGUCGCGUGACCGUGUCAUGGACGCCUCCACUGAACAAAUCGUUCUCGUCAGUGGGUCCACUCAUAUCCCCAAGGUCCAGCAGCUCCUAAAGGCAUUCUUCAGCGGCAGGAAGCCUUCCAAGGGUCCCAACCCAGAUGAGGCCGUCGCGCAAGACACUACUAUCCUAGAUGGCAUCCUUUCAGGUGACGAGAGUUUGCCUGCCAUAGUCCUCGUCAAUGUUUGCCCGCUUACGCACAGUAUUGAGACCACCAGCAGUGUCGUGACCAAGGUCAUUCUUCGCAACAUGGGUCUCCUCACUCACAAGAGCCUGAUCUUCUCAACUGCCACCGACAACCAGCCCACCGUACUGUUCCAGGUCUACGAGGGUGAGCGUUUGUUGAAGAAGGAGAACAAUAGUCUCGGCCAGUUCGAGCUCUCCGGUAUCCCGCCUUCGCCCCGCGGUGCUUCUCAGUUCGAGGGCACCUUUGAGGUUGACACCAACGGUACCAUGAAGGUCUCUGCGGCCGACAAGGGAACGUAUGUGCCUUUUUCAUCAAUGUCUUGCAUGAGUGCAUUGCUUACGUUCCUACAACACCAAGACAACAUCGAGCGCAUGAUUCGCGAGGCUGAGGAGUUCGCCGCGGGGGACGAGGCCCAGCAAACGUGCUUCAAGGCUCUCAACUCGCUCUCUUCCUUCGUUUACACCCUUCAAUUGCAGCUCAACCUUCUCGCACUCGCGAAGGAGAUCACCGACUGGCUCAACGCCGGGGGUAACUCUGCGACUGCAAAGGAGCUCGAGGAAAAGUUUCAGAACGCGCAGGCUGUCCUGAACCUGAUCACCCCAAAGAUGUAUGAGAGUGCUGGUGUGGGUAGAUCUGGCGGUGAUGAGGAGCAAGAUCCGUUCUACGCACACGAUGAGCCGGAAAGAGCGGACUGA